GCCCUUAUUAAAAGAAAAGACACGCACGGAAAUUUGAGGGGCAGAUUAUUAUUAAUAUAAGAAAAAGCCAUCCAUUUCUCCAAUUCCAGUAUGACGCCACCAUAAACUUGAAGAAAUUCAAGGAAAAAUACGGUACCAAUCCUGAAAAGUAAGACCUACCAGCAAAACUUUCGGCUAGAAAUCAUCCGAUUGGCGAUUACCUGACUAAAGGGCCUCAUAAUAACUACAUGCCUAGGGCCUCUAAAUUCUCAUGGCCGGCCUUGAGAAUUAGAAAGAGCAUUCAUCAAGCUAAUCAGGCUAAACUUUUUUCAAUGGACAAUAUGUCAUCCCGUGGAUUAUCCCAUGAUUGCUAUAAGCACUACAAGUUGAAAAGGUAUAAAAAGUUUUAUAAAUGCGAUGGAUGCAAGAUGAAAGGGUUUGGAGAAAGAUACCAAUGCUCUCGCUGUGGCGACUGUCUCCACAGAGAAUGUAGGUACCCCAGAUCCACCAUUACUCACGAGAAUUUUCCUGGCUCUACUUUCAGAUUUUCUAGUAAACCAUGCACAAAACUGGAUAAAAACCAUCGCAGACAGUUUUCAAAGUGCUGCAAUGCAUGUGGAAAGGACAUAUGCGGUUUUAGCUACCACUGUGAAGAAGACAAGUUGGAUUUGCAUCCAUACUGUCGAAAACUUGAAGAUAAAAUAGUGUUUAAGCAUACGAUAUUUGGUCUUGUCACAGAGUCUUCGUCCAAGUGUGUUAAGUGCGGAAAGCGGAAGAUUGAAAACAGUGAUGUUCAGGACUGGUCUUAUGUUUCCCAGUGCAAAACGUAUCGUCUUCAUGUGUAUUGUAUGACUGAUAUGAUACAAGAGGCGUAUGAGGAUUUGACAUUGAAGAAAAGUGAUUCACGAGAAUUAGUAAGAUAUAACGAAAAGGGAAAGGGUAAAAAUACCUUCGUCACCUGUGCCAAAUGGGUUAUCAAAAUUCUAUUUUCUACUCUUUUGGGUGAUAUUACGUUGCUGAUAUCCAAUUCCAUCGUGGAGUUUCUCUUUCUUUCCUUGCAACUUUAGUGUCUUUUUCUUCGUCCAUUUUUCAGUGUGGAUGGUGUAAAUAAGUAUUGCUUAAAUAAAUAAAUAACAUCAACCUAUUCAUUGUUUUGUCUCUAGUGGCGACUA
Messenger RNA from Olea europaea var. sylvestris, 1151 nucleotides. RefSeq lists its product as uncharacterized. The record is from RefSeq and is a predicted model, not a curated record. Bases 228 to 1046 code for a protein of 272 amino acids. Lineage: Eukaryota; Viridiplantae; Streptophyta; Magnoliopsida; Lamiales; Oleaceae. The transcript has 3 exons.